CAUGUGAAGCAGGUUGGCAGGUAAAGGAAUUCGCCAUGUGGACUCUUGUGGUUCUUUGCAGCGUGAUUGCCUCACUUGGAGUGCAAGGUGCUGAUCAGAUCCAAAACAGUGAGGAAAAGAAUCUGGCAACAGGUUCUCCAGAUUCCUGCCUAAAUAGCUGUGGCAACCAUGUUGGAAACUGCUCUUGCUCUUCAAGCUGUGAAACCAAUGGGGACUGCUGUCCAGACUAUUAUGAUUACUGCUCUUCUACAGCUGAACCAGCAGCACGUACAGCUCGGUCCUCAUGUCGUUACAACUGCGGCUGGAACAUGGGAACCUGUUCCUGCGCAAGCUCUUGUCAAUACUAUGGCAACUGUUGCCAUGACUACAACUAUUACUGCCCUGCAAGCUCUACCCCGGACCCUUACGUGACACCUCGGCCCUCGUGUCGUUACAACUGUGGCGGGCACAUGGGAAGCUGCUCCUGCUCAAGCUCUUGUCAAAACUAUGGAAACUGCUGCUACGACUACUAUUCCACCUGCCGGCCAACUACAGUAGCACCUACACAGACCCCAACAGCUCGGCCCUCGUGUCGUUACAACUGUGGCGGGCACAUGGGAAGCUGCUCCUGCUCAAGCUCUUGUCAAUACUAUGGAAACUGCUGCUACGACUAUUACUCCACCUGCCGGCCAACUACAGUAGCACCUACACAGACCCCAACAGCUCGGCCCUCGUGUCGUUACAACUGUGGCGGGCACAUGGGAAGCUGCUCCUGCUCAAGCUCUUGUCAAUACUAUGGAAACUGCUGCUACGACUAUUACUCCACCUGCCGGCCAACUACAGUAGCACCUACACAGACCCCAACAGCUCGGCCCUCGUGUCGUUACAACUGUGGCGGGCACAUGGGAAGCUGCUCCUGCUCAAGCUCUUGUCAAUACUAUGGAAACUGCUGCUACGACUAUUACUCCACCUGCCGGCCAACUACAGUAGCACCUACACAGACCCCAACAGCUCGGCCCUCGUGUCGUUACAACUGUGGCGGGCACAUGGGAAGCUGCUCCUGCUCAAGCUCUUGUCAAUACUAUGGAAACUGCUGCUACGACUAUUACUCCACCUGCCGGCCAACUACAGUAGCACCUACACAGACCCCAACAGCUCGGCCCUCGUGUCGUUACAACUGUGGCGGGCACAUGGGAAGCUGCUCCUGCUCAAGCUCUUGUCAAUACUAUGGAAACUGCUGCUACGACUAUUACUCCACCUGCCGGCCAACUACAGUAGCACCUACACAGACCCCAACAGCUCGGCCCUCGUGUCGUUACAACUGUGGCGGGCACAUGGGAAGCUGCUCCUGCUCAAGCUCUUGUCAAUACUAUGGAAACUGCUGCUACGACUAUUACUCCACCUGCCGGCAAACUACAGCUGCACCUACACAGACCCCAACAGGACGGCAAUCAUGUCGUAACUACUGUGGCUACUACCUGACAACCUGCUCCUGCACAACCUCUUGUCGAGGCCAAGGAAACUGUUGUUAUGAUUACAACUCACAAUGCCUUGCACCUGGCACAACACCCUCAGCUCAGCCCUCCUGUCGUUACAACUGUGGCCGACACAUGGGAAGCUGUUCCUGCUCAAGCUCUUGUCAAUACUAUGGAAACUGUUGUAAUGACUACUACUCCUACUGCCAAGUCACAACUGACAUGCCAACUACAGCAUCGCCCUGUGGAGGCUCUCUGUACGGCUCUGGUUCCUUCUCCAGCCCGAACCAUCCCAACAGCUACCACAAUAACGCCAACUGUGUGUGGCAGCUCAGGGCUGCACACGACCAACGAAUCUUCCUGUCUUUCGACUACCUGCAAUUGGAGAACUGCUGCGGCUGUGACUAUAUUAACGUCUACGAUGGGCCGUCUGUUAACUCAAGAUUUCUGGGUAAAGUGUGCAACGACAGUCUACAACAGAGUACUUUCUACUCCACCUCCAACUACAUGACGGUGCUCUUCCAGACUGAUGGCUCUGUGGUUGGUCGAGGGUUCAAUGCUGACUUCAUUAGCUCUCUGCCAGCAAGCUCAGGUCGAGUGGACUGUUCCUCAGACAACAUGAACAUUGUGAUCGAGAGGAGUUACCUCAACUCUCUCGGCUACGACGUCCAGAGUUUGUAUCUGAAUGACCAGUACUGCAGACCCCAGGUUUCCAGUUACCAGGUGGUCUUCAACUUCCCCAUUAACACCUGUGGCAAUGUUCGAAAGUUUGAGAAUGGCAGCAUUGUGUACACUAACUCUCUCCGAGCCUACGCCUCCACCUCUGGCGAGAUCACCCGCCAGUCUCACUUUAAGAUGAACGUGGGCUGUCGGAUGGAGCCGGAUUCAGUGUCCCAGAUCAUGUACGUUGUCCGUCACAAUGAUAACAGCAGCAUUACCGGAACAGGCAGAUUCAAUACCAGCAUGGCGCUCUACACAUCCUAUAACUUCUACUAUCAGGUGACGGAGGUUCCAUACAUGGUGACGCUCAACCAGUACAUGUAUGUCCAAGUGGACCUGGGGAGGGGGGACAGCUCCCUGGUCCUCUAUCUGGACACCUGUGUGACCUCACCAUCGCCCCAUGAUUUCCAGAACAGAUCUCACUACCUGGUCCGCAACGGCUGUCCUGUGGAUAACACCUACUAUGCCUACGUCAGUGGCACCCAUCCCUAUGCCCGCUUCAGAUUUCAGGCCUUCCAAUUCCUGCGAGCCACAGAGUCGGUGUACAUCCAGUGCAAGGUCCUGAUAUGCCUCGCCUCUGACAACAAUUCCCGCUGCCGCCGUGGAUGCUACAACCGUGCCGCCAGAGACGUGGGGUCAAAACACGACAGCCAAACUCUGGUCCUGGGUCCCAUCCAACUCAAAGAACCAGAGAAACAGGAGGAAGAGACUCCUAAGCAGGAGAAGGCUUAACUUGAUUCUGCGGCUUCAAUCAUCUUCACUGUUCUUUUUGUUCAUUGUGACAAUGAAUCAGCACUUCUUUCCUUUCAUCAUUAACUGAUUAAAAGCAUCCUCAAAAGACAA
Molecule: messenger RNA, 3017 nt
Organism: Gymnodraco acuticeps
Lineage: Eukaryota; Metazoa; Chordata; Actinopteri; Perciformes; Bathydraconidae
Product: CUB and zona pellucida-like domain-containing protein 1
Exons: 31
Coding region: 36-2906 (956 amino acids)
Cellular component (GO): cell surface
Source: RefSeq, a predicted model, not a curated record